Messenger RNA from Dermochelys coriacea (leatherback sea turtle), 1949 nucleotides. Its product is annotated as neuropeptide Y receptor type 2-like. Bases 370 to 1533 code for a protein of 387 amino acids. The record is from RefSeq and is a predicted model, not a curated record. Gene Ontology annotation, cellular component: membrane. Gene Ontology annotation, molecular function: neuropeptide Y receptor activity. Gene Ontology annotation, biological process: G protein-coupled receptor signaling pathway. The transcript has 2 exons. Lineage: Eukaryota; Metazoa; Chordata; Testudines; Dermochelyidae.
UUUCCUGUUUGUUAAAACACACACACUCCCUCUUCUUUCUCUCAUUCAGUAUCUAAGGAGCAUCCAGCUUUGUGUGGCAGGGAUUGUCAGUCACUCUUCUGGAGGAAGCUCUGAGUGCCUGCAGGCUGGCAUGUCAAACUAUUCCUCCGGGAUGAAGCACAUUCCAGGAGCACAGUCGUCCAUAUGAUUUUUUUUUGUUUUCCAGGGGUUAGUUUUAGAAGAAGUGCUUUAAUCUUGCUUGCUAUAGGUUGAUCCACAUGGAGAGAAAGUGGAACGGAAAGGACGGAUCCCCAUCCCAAACAGCGAUGAGACAGUAAUUCCAGAGGUGAUGUUAUAGACCUCCCCACCUCUUGAAAGGACACAUCAGACAUGGGGCUGCUGAAGCAAACCAACAGCACCCUGGUCAUGGAGGAGCUGGUCUUGGAUGAGAAGCUGCCACUAGGCUGGCACUCCAAUGGCAUUGUCACUCCUAGCCAGGGUCUCCAAGGUUCCAGCAGCAUGAUGAUGGACAGUACCAAGAUCGUUGGGGUCCAGGUCAUAUUGAUCGCAGCAUACUCCUUAAUCAUUCUCCUGGGAUUCAUCGGCAACUCCCUGGUGAUCUGCACGAUAGUGAAAUAUAAAACCAUGAAGACUGUAACCAACUUCUUCAUAGCUAACCUGGCCGUGGCAGACCUCAUGGUGGACACUCUCUGUUUGCCUUUCACCUUGGUGUACACACUGCUGGAUGAGUGGAAGUUUGGGGCUGUUCUUUGUCAUCUGGUCCCUUAUGCCCAAGCUUUGAGUGUCCAUGUGUCUACCCUCACCUUAACUGUGAUAGCUCUGGACAGGUAUAGAUGCAUUGUUUUCCACUUGGACAGCAGGAUCUCCAAGAGGCUCAGUUUCACGAUCAUAGCCAUUACAUGGUUGACUGGUGCGGUCCUGGCUGGCCCGCUGGCCAUCUUCAGAGAGUACAGGCAUGAGGAAAUCCCAUCCAUCAACCUCAAAAUAGCCGUCUGUUCUGAAAAGUGGCCUUCCGGAAAUAACAGAGAUGCCACCAUUUAUAGCCUUUCCAUGCUCCUUCUGCAGUACAUCCUUCCACUUGCCAUUAUUUGCUAUGCCUACAUCAGGAUCUGGUUCAAGCUGAAAAAUCAUAUCAGCCCCACCUCCAGCAGCGACAGCCAGUGCCGGAGGAAGACAACAACAAAAAUGCUAGUGAUGGUGGUGGUGGUGUUUGCAGUUUGCUGGCUCCCCUUCCACAUCUUCCAGCUUGCCAUCGACCUGGAUUUGGUGCUCAUCUUCCAGGAGUACAAACUCCUUUACACUGUCUUCCAUGUGGUGGCCAUGUGCUCCACAUUUGUAAACCCCUUGCUCUAUGGGUGGAUGAACAAGAACUACCGGAAUGGGUUCCUUACGUUCUUCAGCUGCCAGAACAAGCCUGAGAGUAUCUACACUGAUGGUUCAAUUAGACGCCGGUCUUACACCUUCAAGGCCACCACUCUUAAUGGGAGCAUCAAGCACUCCGCUGGCAAUGGGCAGCUGCCGACAGAGGUAUAGAGAUGAGAAACCCAUUAUCAACAGGGGCAGAGACUGAUUGACCUGAACAGUUCCUCCCAGGACUGAUGCCUUUUAGAGGGAAAUGUUGUGUUGCCAAAAUAUUGUAGCUACUGUAGCCAAAUGGAAGCACCUACUGUAUCUAUCAAAACAAUAAACCUGGUGUACUGUCCAUUCUGUCUUAUGAAACAGGUUAAGUAUUCUGUCCUCUGAGUUCUGUGCUUACUUGUGCAGAAGUACAGAGAGCAGUUUGUUUGUACGUAAGCAUGGAAACAUGUGUUGUACAAAGGAUAUUUCCAUUUAAAAAAUUAGGUUAUUCUCUUCUGCUAUUUGUUGUGAAAAAGCUUCCAUUCACUGAAAUAAGAUCCACCACCAAUAUAAAUCUGUCGAGACUGAUGCACAUUAAAUAUAUUCUUGUA